Sesamum indicum (sesame) is the source of this 3702-nucleotide messenger RNA. Its product is annotated as sulfatase and phosphatidylinositolglycan class N domain-containing protein. Lineage: Eukaryota; Viridiplantae; Streptophyta; Magnoliopsida; Lamiales; Pedaliaceae. Gene Ontology annotation, biological process: GPI anchor biosynthetic process. The record is from RefSeq and is a predicted model, not a curated record. Gene Ontology annotation, molecular function: mannose-ethanolamine phosphotransferase activity. Gene Ontology annotation, cellular component: endoplasmic reticulum membrane.
AGAUGUGGUCUAAGGAUAUUUAAUCCAAAAAGGGAAGAGGAAACUGCUAAAACCCAUUGAAAACUACGCUGCGGGAGUUGUACCUACGUUUGCAUCGCAGCGGCAGCUCAACAGGUUUUCCGACUUUUGAACAGAACCCGGUUCCAGUGACCCGACCCGACAGCCGAAAGAAAAUUCCCCUCUUUUAUUUUUAUUUUAUUUUAUUUUGUGUAAAGUGAGGGAGGAUUCGCCCAUGUUUAAGCAUCAAGAUGAUGAAGAAAAAUUGAUGACCAAGAUCCAGAAGCCAUUUCAGCUUUGCUUCACCUAAAAAUCCAAUCUUGAACAAGAAUGAGGGGAGGCGACGGUAUCUUAGGCGCUAGGAACAGCAUCAGAUCAACUGAGGCGACCAUUCUUAGAAUCCGAACUCAGUUUCUCAGAAGACGAGAAAGAUGGCUGGUCGUUCUCGGAAUAAUACUCCACGCAGUUUACAUGCUCAGCAUUUUCGAUAUUUACUUCAAGACUCCAAUAGUCCACGGCAUGGAGCCCGUCAACCCACGCUUUUCCGCCCCAGCUAAACGCCUUGUGCUCCUUGUUGCGGAUGGUUUGAGGGCAGACAAGUUUUUUGAGCCCGACUCAGACGGGAAUUACAGGGCGCCGUUUUUAAGGAGUGUGAUUAAAGAACGUGGUCGUUGGGGAGUGUCGCAUGCGCGCCCUCCGACAGAGUCUAGGCCGGGACAUGUUGCUAUUAUUGCUGGCUUUUAUGAAGAUCCUAGUGCUGUUACUAAAGGAUGGAAAGCAAAUCCAGUUGAGUUUGAUUCGGUUUUUAAGAGGAGUCAGCAUACAUUUGCAUUUGGCAGCCCAGAUAUUAUUCCUAUAUUCUGUGGUGAAAUGAAGCAUAGCACAUGGAACUCUUAUCCACAUGAAUAUGAAGAUUUUGCAACUGAUGCCUCAUUUCUGGAUGAAUGGUCACUAGAUCAGUUUGCGAGCCUCUUGAACAGGUCCAAUGAAGAUGCCAAAUUGAAGCAGCUUCUUCAACAAGAAAAUGUUGUUGUAUUUCUGCACCUGCUUGGUUGUGAUUCUAAUGGUCAUGCUCAUCGGCCCUAUUCACCCGUCUAUCUCAAUAACGUUAAGGUUGUUGACAAUAUUGCUGAAAGAGUUUAUAAUCUUGUUCAGAAUUAUUUCAAGGACAAUUUGACAGCAUACGUUUUUACAGCCGAUCAUGGGAUGAGUGACAAAGGAAGCCAUGGGGAUGGACAUCCCUCAAACACUGAUACUCCCCUUGUUGCUUGGGGGGCAGGUGUUCGACAACCUGUGCCAGUUUCUGAAAACCAUCACCAUGAUGAUACACUUCGGUUUAUUGAUGAUCAUGUGCAUGACAUGCCUACCCCAUCCGAAUGGGGUCUUGAUGGCUUAGAGAGACAGGAUGUGAAUCAAGCUGAUAUUGCACCUCUGAUGUCAACUCUUCUUGGUUUGCCAUGCCCUGUUAACUCUGUUGGAAAUUUGCCACUUGGAUAUGUUAAUCUUGGUGAGGUGGAAGAAGUUGAGGCUGUGCUGGCCAACUCAAAGCAAAUUCUCAACCAAUUCCUUCGGAAGUCACAAUUAAAGCAGUCGAGCUCAUUGCAUUUCAAGCCUUUCAAACCCUUGGCCGAUUAUACUUUGGUCUUGGAUCAAAUUGAGCAUCUACUAUCUAUUAAGGAUUAUGAGGCUGCAAAGAAGCUAUCUGAAAAUCUUCGAUGCUUGGCACUGGAAGGGCUUCAUUAUUUUCAAACUUAUGAUUGGUUUAUGCUCAUGACAGUGAUUUCUCUUGGCUAUCUUGGAUGGAUGAUCUAUCUGUUAGUCCACGUGUUGCAAUCUUACACUGCAUUACCAGGAAAAUUUUUCCGCAAGGACCGAUCAGUUUACCUGAGGACGAACUCCUGGAAGGUAUACUUCUCUGGAUUUCUCCUGAUGGGAUCAAUGUCAAUUAUAUUGCUUGUGGAACAUUCUCCUCCACUCUAUCACGCGUAUUUUGCCAUGACAAUAUUUCUUUGGGUCCAAAUCUGCUGUGAAUAUCAGUUUUUAAAAGCACUAUGGAGAAACAUGCUUGAGAAAGAAAUUAGUUAUUUUGCUAGAUUUUUGGCCAGCUUUAUUAUAUCGGUAUUUAUCCUUGAAAUCCUGGUGAAAAGUUUCAUGAAGCGGACGAUCUAUACUUGGAUUUUCUUGCUUGUUGGGGUUCUUGCUACUAUUUAUCUUCUUUACUCAAUACCAUGGGACUCGGGAAUACCAUUUUUUGUAUGGCUAGCAUGUUGGUUUUUGUCAAUCUUUACCUUGAUGCCUGCUCAAAUUCCAGAUAAUACUAAACUAGUAAUUUCUAGUGGAUUUAUGAUUGUAGUAAUUGGAGCCGCAGCAAGAUAUCUGGAUAUGCAUGCCGGAGAGAGCAAAUAUUGGUUUAGUCUAACUCAUGAACUUAGGAAACCCAAAUUUAAUAUCCUUUUCCUCUUUCAGGUCCUACUGGUUCUUUCCUCAUCAGUUAUGGUGUCUUUGUCAACAGCUCGUAGGACAGAAAAGCAAGAAUUGCCUGUACUACACCAAGUGAUAAAUUGGUCUAUUGCUGGUCUAUCAAUGGUUCUUCCACUUUUUUCAGCAACUGGUAUCUUAUCUAGGCUUACUUCCAUAUUUCUUGGUUUUGCACCUGCAUUCCUCCUGCUCUCGAUAGGAUAUGAAGCUGUAUUCUAUGGAGCUCUUGCUCUUGCACUUAUGGCAUGGAUACUUUUUGAAAAUGCUUAUCUCCAUAUAAGUAGGAUGCGAGACUCUUCAAGUUCCAUUGAGGCUAUGGAGGAUAACCUUGUUUCGGCAUCUGAGGAUAGAUUCUUGCAGUUAUCUGAUAUGCGUAUUCCAUUAGCAUUUAUGGUCUUCUUUAACAUUGCUUUCUUUGGAACUGGUAACUUCGCAAGUAUUGCGAGUUUUGAGAUAUCUUCCGUUUAUCGAUUCAUCACAAUCUUCAGUCCAUUUCUGAUGGCAGCCCUUCUCAUUUUCAAAUUAUUGAUACCAUUUGUGCUUGUCAUCUGCACGUUUACUGCUAUUACCAGAUUGAUCAGAGUUCCACUGUUGGGAUGCUAUUUUCUCGUCAUAAUUUGUUCAGACGUCAUGACAAUUCACUUCUUCUUCCUGGUCCAAAAUACAGGAAGCUGGAUGGAAAUUGGGAACAGCAUUAGCCAUUUUGGAAUCAUGAGCGCGCAAGUUGUGUUUGUUCUCUUGCUUUUUGCUCUUACAAGUAUAUACACCAAAGACAUACAAACUAGGUCCUCUAAGCUGCUUUCUUCCAAACAGAUGUGAUUUUAUUCAUUCACAGUAUUUGUUUCUGACAUUGUCCCCCAUUGUUUUAGUUAGGGGGUGGCCCGCACCACACUGUGGGCAAUUUUUGGUAAGGAGUUAGUACAUUUUUGUGGCAGGGUGGUUGUACUUGUAGGUUAAUUCAGGGGUCUUAUUUACCAAUUAUGCUAUUAACUGUGAGUGAGAAUCAGAAUCUUAUGUCAGUUAUGUCGGUGUGGGGUGUGGAUCUUUAUUUGGGCUGUCCCUGUCUGAAAGAUACAGCCACCAACUACCCUUGUGCCCAAAAAGCCCAAACCAGCUUUCCUCUUCAACAAUGGGCCUUAUGUUAGUGUACAUGUCCAACGUUUUGUGUUGACAGUAGAUACGGUGAAAUAUGCCCCUAGCUACAAAAGAAUUCCGGGAUUGUCUUUC